AUUAAGUGUAUUUAUGGAAAAAGAAAAAUUGGACGUAAUAGUAGAAUACUGUAAUGCCGCAAUGGAUUCCUCAGCGGAAAACAGUAUGUACGUAAACAAAUUGUGGGUUCAGUGUGAGUAUGAAAGCUGUUUGAAGUGGAGAUUGUUGUCAAGUGAGGAUGCAGCCAGAGUUGAUCACAAUAAACCAUGGUACUGCUUCAUGAACGCUGAUGCAAGAUACAAUAAGUGCUCUGUUGCUGAAGAAGACUUUCCUGAAGAGUCUCAGCUUCAUCAAAGUGGAUUUAAGAUUGUCUAUUCACAACUCCCUCUUGGAAGUCUGGUUUUGGUAAAAUUACAGAGUUGGCCAAGCUGGCCAGGGAUACUUUGCCCAGAUCCUUUUAAAGGGAAAUAUGUGACCUAUGACCUGGAUGGAAAUGUUGAACAGUAUCACAUAGAAUUCCUGGGUGAUCCCCAUUCAAGAUCAUGGAUAAAUGCAACUUUUGUUGGACAUUAUAGUAUCACAUUAAAGCUAGGAACAUGUACGAAGAAAAAGAAAUGGUAUAAAAGUGCACUACAAGAAGCAUACCUUCUCUAUGGACAUUCUCACGAGCGAAGACUGGAAGUGUGCCGCCUAUCCAAACAGGAUAAAUCCAAAGCAGAUGGCAAAGUUGCUGUGGUAGCCAAGAAAAGGAUGCAAGUUUCCAGAAACACUACUAAACCAAAAUUUAGAAGAAGGAUAAGGAAACCUAUUUUAAAAUACUCUUUCGAAAAUGUUUGUUCAGAUGACGCCAUGUCAAAGGAAAAUGUGGUUGUCUCUGAGACAGAAGUUUUACUAAAAGAGCUGGAGCAAAUGCUACAGCAGGCACUAGAGCCCACAGGAGCACCCGAUGAGUCUGAAGAGGAACGUGGAGAAGAAGUGAAUACAGGAGAAAAGUUAUCUGAAUGCAGCCCUGAAGUUCCUGCAGGCGGUCCAUUUGAAAACCACUAUGAAGAAGACUGUCUUGUAAUUGAUGGGAUAAAAUUAAAAGCUGGAGAAUGUAUUGACAAUAUAACUAACAAGUUUAAAGAAAUAGAUGCUCUAAUGUCUGAAUUUUAAGGGUUCGCCUGUGUAACCAUCAAAAUAUCUCAAACAUGACAGACUCUGACCUCCAAGGCUGGGUCAUAAAAGACAUUGUGGCUUCCACUUUAUUCUCUUUUUGGAUCACUCAUCCAGAAGUAGUCAACCGCACGUCAUGAGGACACUCAAGCAGCCUUAAAAGAGGUCCACGUGGUGGAACUGAAGCCUUCUGCCAACAUCAGCACUAACUUGACAGCCACCUGACUAAGCUCUUCUGGAAGUGAUGCUCCGGCACCAGUCAAGCCUUCAGAUGACUACAGCCCAGGCCAGUAUCUUGACUGCAACUCCAUGAGACACUCUGAGCCAAAAACACCCAGCUAAGCACUCCUCAAUUCCUGAUGCACAGAAACUGUGUGUGAUAAUAAAUGUUCAUUGUUUGAAGUUA
Messenger RNA from Neofelis nebulosa (Clouded leopard), 1481 nucleotides. It is a transcript of the gene ZCWPW2, whose product is annotated as zinc finger CW-type and PWWP domain containing 2. Gene Ontology annotation, molecular function: zinc ion binding. Lineage: Eukaryota; Metazoa; Chordata; Mammalia; Carnivora; Felidae. The record is from RefSeq and is a predicted model, not a curated record. Gene Ontology annotation, cellular component: nucleus.